CAGAAUCGGUGCGUUCAUCCAGAGAGGCAGGAGGUUGGCGCCCGGUCUCGAUUUGGUGGCUCUUAUCGUCCGCGUGAUGCAGGCGCUUUGGGUGUCGCUCGUGCUGUCUGCGGCGUCUCUUCUUGCGCCAUGUGCUUCAAUAGCUGUGGACGUGUCAACACUUCCUACAGACUACAAUAGACAGGAGAACUAUGCUGACAUGAUAUCCAACAUUCCUGCCGCAAACUGGCGAGGCUACCCACAGCUUUUCACGCAGAAAACGUCCUCUCUUCUGAGUGAAGCUCUCCAGAUGUUGCACCGCGCGAAAGACAUCAAGGAACGCAGGUGGUUGGAAGCCUACAUCCAACGGCUGGCCGCAUUAGCAGACGAGCUAGAACAGAGCACGACGUUCGUCAAGACUCCAACAGCAUCUUCUUCAGCACAUACUUCCCAGCAGACCGUACCUACGACAGGACAGAUCAGUCCGCCUCCCUCUGGGAGCAGGGAGAGGAGACGCUCGACAACAACCACAGAAAGUUCGGUGAACCAGAGGUACUUUGGCAUCGGUAAGCCGAGAGCUGUAACGCUUCCCAGCUUCCCGAGACAAAACCUGUUGCAACGGGACCUCAGACGCGAGUCACAACGAAGAGAAGCGACGGUUACCACGGAAUCACACAGCUUUGAUCCAAGUGGCGUGGCUGUUCCUCUUGGACCUACUGCUCCCUUAGAUGCGGGCAAUGAAGAUAAGGAUGGGGCUCCUUCAGCUGCUCAGAAACUUAUUCAGCAAAUCUUGCAACGGGCCCGUAAGCUCAUUGGCCUUGGUGUAACGGACGGCGAAAUAUUCAGGGCUCUCCAGAAACACAAAAAUGAGGAGGCUGUACCAGAAACAAACACUGCAUCUACUCGCGCCACCCUGGCUCCAACCGCACAAGUAGAUGUCUCUGAAGCGACCUCUGCUGUUCGGGAUGAUACAUCUGGAGAACCAGACGAUCUAGUUCGGCAACUGGAGCGCGAGAAAGUUCAUCUGGAUCGAUGGCCUGACAGCUGGUCGAGUCGGGCUCCCCGUGGUCGGCGGCGGGAGACCCUGCCUGGGAUUCUGGACAUUGAUCGAGCCCCAGCAUCUUCUCCGAGGAUCCCCUGAGGCUGUUACCGUUAUGACUCAUCGAUUGGCAGGAUUAUGAUUAUCCAAAUUGUCACCACUGCAUGAUGAAAUAAUGUCAAAGGACGAAUGCCGCAACAACAAAUCCGAAUCAUGCACGUCCAAUACAUACGUGCCGUUCACUCAAUUGUAGCGAUUCCGAAGGAGUUUCAAACAACAAGGGUUAAAUUGAAUUUUUUCAAAAGUGAAUUCAUUAUUUAAAAUUCGCGCAGAGACACAAGCAUGAUAGUAUCGCUGUGAUGUUUGCUGUAGAACUUCAAAAAUACAAUUCUGAACGACAACACAACGUGAUAUUUCUUUCGAAAGAAGGAGAAGAGAAAAACUGCCAGUGCUGCAGGUAAGUGACAAGGUAAGGUGCACUGCGGAAUGCACACACAGUGCGGCUCCAAUUGAAAUUCAUUCCUAAUAAGUAUUUCAUUCAGCACAUCAGUACGCACUGUACACCUUCAUCGAGUUUGUGUCAAAAGGCUAGUCAGUUUUCUACAUAGAACAAAUCUAGAUGUCUUCAUUGCAGUCUGGAUUUCAGAGACUAAAAUGAAUGAAAAUAUCUUAGUAAACUAGUGACUAUUUCAUGUCGUGGGUGCCUGUCAACUGCAGCUUCAAAGAAAACGUGGAAAAAGUAUACAUACAGCAAGGUUACGACGGGUUGAUGAAAAAAGAAUUGAUCGGAAAUCAUCGGAAAUGGAACCAUCGUUUAAGGCGUAGCUGUGAUACUCCAAUCUUCCUGAUACUCUUCCUGAUAGUAGUGAUCCGUUUUGUGGGCUCAUACUAAACGUGUACAAAGUAAACCAUCUGCAGAUGUAGGUAUGUCGAUAUGUGAACAGCAAGUUUGCUUUUCGGUCUCGUCGGAAAAUCCAUAUGUCGUUGUUUUAUAUUGUACAGUUUGGUAUACUGUUGACAUAGCAUUUGUAUUAUAGCGUUAUUCAGUCGUACGGUAGCAGCCUUACCGUUCGUCAUCUGUUCGUGGUUGAGAUGAAUUUACUCUCAGCCAGCAUCUAACGUGAAAAUAAAGCUGUACCACUGC
Molecule: messenger RNA, 2162 nt
Organism: Ornithodoros turicata
Lineage: Eukaryota; Metazoa; Arthropoda; Arachnida; Ixodida; Argasidae
Exons: 6
Coding region: 77-1120 (347 amino acids)
Source: RefSeq, a predicted model, not a curated record